UUGUCACUUAACGAACCUCCCCCAACCACGUCGGUGUGUCAAUAGUUUAUAAAUAACUCGUUUCAGUCUUUUAAAAUCUGUUAAAGAUAAUAAUUCGACUUAGCGGGUUGUAAAGCAUUUGAAAGACACGCUUUUCAAACAAACACGAUAUUUACUGUGUAAGCGAGACUCCCGUGAAAACGUUGUGUGUAGGAACCAUUGUUUUCAGUUUGCACCGGGAAGUUUUCUAAUCGGACAGAUUUACUGUUUCUAUGGUAACCAGUGAAGCCGGAGUACAAGAAGGGAAACGAACAUUUUGUAAAAGAAAGAUAUCAGAAGCUACAUUCAGUUCAUUAUAUUUGAGACUCGACAGGGAUUCUGUUUGCAAAUCAAAGACAGACCAUGGCAGCCGGUCUGCCCCAGCAGGGCAUGCUGGACCAGGUGAAUCAGCUGUGGUCCAUGCUGGACGAUAUGUCCCAGACAAACCCGGAGAGCUACCAGAAAUUCAUCAAGCGCCACCUACAGGAAGGUUUAGAGCACUGCGCCCCACCUGAGCCUCACACCUGUGUGGAGACGAGAAUACUGGACCCAGAGGAGGAUGUGCUGUAUAUUAAUCUGUGUGGCUGGAGCCGGGUUCCUGCCCCUGAGUCUGACUCAGCGCCUGUCCCCCUGAGUGCUGGCAAGCUGGAGAAAGUUAAUGAAGGCAAUGAGGUGUACAAGCUGGUGGAUGUUGCGUAUAACCCCAGGGUCCUGAAGCGUGGGGAGGAAGAUGGCAUUGAGAUGGACCAGCUGAUACGGCUGGCCAUGAAGUACAUUGAGCAGCAGUACGAAGUGCGCCUUACUCGUUCCUACGAGCUCGCCAGCUACAAACUGAAAGGAAGUGCCACUAGAAUGAAGCGGAGUCUGUCUGGACCAGCCAAACCGAAUCCCCAAACUCCAGAGUCGGGAGGCUCGCUUCUUCAGCAGAUCAGGUGUCUUCGUGUGGAAGGAGAGGCGGAGAGCAGCCCUUCUAUCGAGCUCUUCACUGAGAAGGGGAGCAGGCCCAGGAAAGCUGGCUUCAUCGAGGUGCUGUCCAGCACGGAGCUAGAGCCUGCUCCUGUCCAAACCCCAAGCUACCAUCUCUCAGUUAGCAAGGAUGAGAACGGGAGAGCUGCGACAAUCCAGCUGAAUGUCCACCUGCCAGAAGUGAGCUCAGUUUCAGAAUGCGAUCUCGCUAUUUCACAGGAUGAUGUCCUCAUUGAAGUCCAGGACAGGUACCGCCUCCAUUUGAACCUGCCAGAGUCCGUCGAUGAGGAAUCAGUCAAUGCAAAAUUUAACAGAAGUCGUCGCGUGUUGUUCGUGACAAUGCCCGUCUUAUAAAAUGUGAAUUCUCCACUGCGUUCAGGACCACUAGGAUAUUUCUUUAGACUUUCUUCACCACGGAUCCCAACAUGCUAAAACAUCUAGCCGUCUAUCCAAACCUGAAUCUUAGCCCUUGAAUGAAUAAAGCAAGGUUCAAGAACACACGAGUGCUAAAACGAACCAACACAACUAUUAAUAAUGAGGAAAUACAAUUCAACAGUAGAGAUAAUCCACGAGAGCUGGACCAUUUUAGCAUGUGGGUAACUAUUUACAGAGCAAAAAAUGUUUAAACACAUGUUUCACCUGAAAGUGCCUUCUCGUUUCUUUAUAAUAAAUAUAUUUCUAAAACAUAAAAAAUAAAAACAAUGUACACGGACCAAAGAGCUUUUAAUCUUGGUUUUACAUCACCCCUUCACGUGUGCAAUAGGAUAUCAACACCGACACAUUAGACCAAAUAAUAAUAUGAAAUUCCAUUGCAAAAGCAUGAAUAAUGAGGUCCAGUUUGGCCACGGUUUCACAGUCAGCACAGAGGUGGUUCUGUGUGUUUGUGCACAGCCUUGUAAGCUGUACUACUGAAACUGAAGUGCACAGGCCAGAAAACAAACCUCAGUGUUUAUGCUUAACAUUGUAAUCCAAGCCCAUUUUGGUUUGACUGUUGAAUAUAUUGUAUGGUUAAAUUGCAUUGUUCCAAACCUGCAAGUUAAUCACACACCACUCGAGGUAUGCAGUAAUUCACAUUGCACACCUACUGGAUGACACAGAAAAGCCUGCUGUUCAGAACUGCACAGCCAAGUAUUUACAUUAAGGUUUACACAGUAAGGUGGCAGCAGUACUGUUAAGAUUCUGGUAACAAAAAAACAAAUGGCACAAAGGCAGUUCCUGAACGGGCCCUUCCACCAGCGUCACACCGAAAAGCCUGUUCAGAAUUCUCCACUUUGAUGCCAUGUUUGUGGUCACAUGUUUUAUUUGGCAACAGUCUUUGCAUUUGUAACAGAAAGACACACUGAAAACCUCUCUGCUGCCUUAACUCACAAAGGGAAGCCUAAAUUACACACGAGAGGCACACAGCCAUGCCACGUGGAACGUGCUACACACACACACACACACGUGGGUGCUACAAAAGCCACGUUUGUACAUUUUCAGUUUCUUACUCUGAAAAGGUCUUGCAAUUCAAUUAUCACACAUGUAUGGAAUUGAUUUAGCUUUUUUUUUUUUUUGCAUGUAGUUUUUAAUUCAAAAUAUUGGCUUUUAGGUGGCACAUUACAAGUGAAAAGAUUAGAAUAAACAGAUUCAAAGACUUUUCCAGUUUCACAAGAAAGCCGAGAGGUCACGGUUAUUGUAUCAUAGAAGAUGGCUUUGCAUACUUUCCAAAGCAAAACCUACAAGAGUUCCUUUCAAUCUGUCAACGUUAACGCUUUCUUUUACAUUUCAGCACCUUUAAUAGAACUGCAUGAAAAACACAGAGGAUUUUUAAAUGAGUUUAAAGCAGUGAAACUAGUUGUUUUCUUCCAGCAUUUAUUUUCACCCCCCAAACCCCCAAAAAAGUUUAAAUAAAACAAGGCAGGACAGUAAAGAAUACACAAAAAAUAAAUACAAAAUCAGAGAGAUCUGGACAAGCUACAUAAGAUUCCCGUUUGAUUUAUCCUUACAACGUUAGGGUUGUUCGUGAAUACAUGGAGAGAAACAGAUAUGUAAAUUCAGUAUUCAUUUUAUUUUUUUAAAAACUACCCAACAGAAGCUACAGGAUCCCUUCUGAGUUGACAAGACCGCUUGUUUAGGGUUGUACUUGUGUUACUUUAUGAAAGAUAACAUUUAAAAAGAGGCCUUUACUGUGAGCAGCAUGCCGAGUCUAUUACACAUAAGACUGAGUGGAUUGGAAGGUCUCUUUCCUGGAGGAAUACGGAUCCUGCACUUUUAAUAUGGUGCUGAACCAAUGGGUGUGCUGGUCCAUGCAUCCUCCCACGUGUGUUAAAAUGACAGCAGCUGAUUUUCUAUAAUAGAUAUACGCAAUGCAGAAUAUAGAUGACAGGAAAGCUGCUUGAAUUGUCACAGCUGUGCAGUUCAAUUGGUAUGCGAAGCCUUGUACCCCACGUUUGAUGAGUCCAAAGUAAACCAACAGCCAAGCCGUUCAGUCUCGCGCUUUCAUUUUCUCUCUUGUGGAGGACUCACAAUCUAGACAUAUGAUUCAAGUAAUCUAAACACAAACACAAACCCAUCAUCCCAUGUCAUUUUAACACGAAUGUUUCCAAAAGGAACACACUCUUCUGGUACUGUAAUAACUCAGCACACAGCCGUGGGGAGUAACAAUGCAAUCUCAGUUUACAUAAGUACAAGAGAGAACCCAAUUCACAAAGCUUAAACUCCCGAGUCAUUUAAUAAGUUGUUUUUCAAAGUACCGGUUUUCAUUAGACAACAAUUUAAUACUUUUAUUCACUGCCAAUUUUUUUUUUUUUUUUAAAUAACUGUAAAUGGGCCCAAAAUGUCAGAAUUCAGGAUUGGAAUUCAAAAGAAAAAACAAAAUGUAACCCAAACUAAAUUCUGGAGGUGACCUUUGAAAACUGUAAGAAAUGAUAAUGCAAACAUGAUACAAUUAUUACUCCCCGAGAGCCUCUGCUUUAAAAAUAUAACUAUAUCUGCACAGGACAGAUCAGACAGCCGUGAAAUCUCAUAAAUAACAGACAAAACAAACCCUCUUUGUUGAGCUGUUUAACAGGAUUCUUUGAGGAUCGAUGCAAACAGAUAUAUUCAGGUUGGUUCAGACGUCACUUUAUCAGUUCAGGAGUAUGUGGAAGCAACAGUAGACUAGGUGGAAAGGAUGACAGAACUCUGCCUUUCACUGCACUACAUGCACAGCAGAGUGA
This is a messenger RNA of Acipenser ruthenus (sterlet), 4181 nucleotides long. Its product is annotated as PIH1 domain-containing protein 2-like. The coding region runs from base 382 to 1338 and encodes 318 amino acids. Lineage: Eukaryota; Metazoa; Chordata; Actinopteri; Acipenseriformes; Acipenseridae. Gene Ontology annotation, cellular component: ribonucleoprotein complex; R2TP complex; cytoplasm. The transcript is spliced from 6 exons. The record is from RefSeq and is a predicted model, not a curated record. Gene Ontology annotation, biological process: rRNA processing; box C/D snoRNP assembly.